GACAUAACUCAUCACUCUUGAAUCGGAGGCGGGAAUGAGAAAAAAGAAAUAUAUUCGUAGUUUGAAAUGACAUUGUAUCCCCUUACAUGUUCAGAAAAAUAGUUUUUGAAGAUGCCUUCGAAGUUUCAGCUUGAUAAAGCAGCUUGGCAAUGGGCAGAAACAACUGAUCCUGACAAUGUCACAUUUGACCAUGUUCGGACAGCAUACAGAUUGAACUUAAAACCAUGUCCAUUAGGAUCUUGUAAACGCAACUGUAAAGGAAACCCCCUUUGUCUCAAUGCAAUUGGAGAACGAGUGUGGUUUGGGAAAAUUGAUGAUGAUGAUUGGCAUCAAAUUGAAGAUCCAAAUUAUGAGAGGCGUGAUGAUGAUAUGUUUGUUGGACUGAAAAAUCUUGGAGCCACCUGUUAUGUAAACACAUUUCUUCAGUUGUGGUUUCAUAAUCCUGUUAUCCGAAAUGCACUUUACAAAUUCCGAGAACCAGAUGAACAUGUUACCAGAGAUGUAACAGCAGAGUGGUCACCUUCUUCCAUUGGUGGUCAUCUUCAAGCAUUAUUUGCCUUACUUUCAUUAUCUGAGAGAAGAUAUUUAGAUCCUAAAGAUUUCAUAACACAUUUAGGUUUAGAUGCUGGUCAGCAGCAAGAUGCUCAGGAAUUUUCUAAUCUAUUCUUAACAUUAUUAGAAGAUGCCUUAUCAAGACAAAGGGAUGCAUGUGUGCGAAAUGUUAUUCAAAAUCAGUUCCGUGGAGAGUAUGCGUAUGUCACUACUUGUAAUAGAUGUGGGACAAAAUCUGAAAGACCAUCAACAUUCUAUGAACUAGAUUUAAGUAUAAAAGGACAUAAAACUUUAGAUGAAUCUUUAAAAGAUUUUUUACAGGAAGAGAAAUUAGAGGGAGAUAACCAGUACAUGUGUUCUUCGUGCAAUAGUAAACAAAAUGCUACACGGAAAAUACAUUUAAAAUACCUUCCGCCUGUCCUCAAUUUACAACUUUUAAGAUUUGUUUUCGACAAGAAAACAGGAAUGAAAAAGAAACUGAACAGCUUUAUUCAAUUUCCAGAACAAAUUGAUAUGACAAAAUAUUUGACUGUGAAUAAUUGUGCUGGAGAUCCAGCCAUGCCUGAAGGUGUGGAAGGGAAUUCUGUUACAUACAACCUUACAGCUGUAUUAAUACAUCGUGGACCCACUGCUUACAGUGGACAUUAUAUUGCACAUAUCAGAGAUAUAAACAGUAAAAACUGGUAUAAGUUUAAUGAUGAAGAGAUAGAGAAAAUGAAGGGAAGUAAACUUCAGUUGGGUACAGAGGAUGACCCAGAGGAGACGGGUGCUAAACAGAAAGGCAGAUGUCCAAAAGGAUAUCAUUCAUCACGUAAUGCAUACAUGUUGGUAUAUACACUAAAUGAAGAAGCUCCCUGUAGUACUGAUAGUAAGGCAGAAGCUCAACAACUUCUACCAGCUCAUGUGUUAGAUUAUGUCAUUAAAGACAAUGAAACAUUUGAAAAUUGGGUGUCUGAAUUAAUGUUAAUUAGAGAUCAGAAUAUAGAAAGUGGAAAGGAAAAACAAGAAGAAAUAAAAGAAACGUAUCAGAAACUAGCCUUUGAUAAACUGGAAGUCAAUGAAGGAGAAUGGAUUAGCCAAAAAUGGCUGAAUUCAUGGCUAACUGAUCCAGCUAAAGCAGAACCAAUAGACAAUAAACCUUCAUUAUGCAAACAUGACAAACUGUCCCCAGCAGCAGCCAUGAAACUAAAAUUUGUAAACUUAAAUGGUAGUGAAAGUUUAUGUAAUAGAUAUGAAGGAGGACAAAGGCUUAUUGGAGGAGAUAGCUUAUGUUUGCUUUGUGUCCAACAACAGUGCCAUGUGAUUAGGACAAAAAUUAAAAUGAUGGAAGAUGACAAACUUUUCGGCAGCAUGACCAAACCCAAUGUCAUUUCUGGUCCUAGUUACUGGGUAGGUAAAGCUUCAUUUAGGUCAUGGAAGAAAAUGGUAUUAGAGCAACUUGGAGAAAAUGAUGAUGAUAAGAGAGAUUCAACUGACAUUGAACCUUCUGUAGAAAAUGGUUUGAAAGAAAAAGAAAGUUCUGGUACAAAAGAAGAAGGGCAAAAAGAGAAAGAUAAUUCAAUAACAAUAGAUGAAACUCUGUCUAAAGAAGAAGAAAGCUUUAAAUUUAAUGAAGAUAUUCUCUGUGAAGCUCAUGAUAGACUUGACCCAGAUAUGACAUGUAGAAAGUUAGUCCCAGUAGAAGUUUGGCGUAGGCUCAAGGAAUAUUUUGCCAAUUGUCCAGAGUUUGCUAAAGAUGAUCCUGUUUGUGGACAAUGCAAUGACCAAAUGCGAAAUGAACAACAAACAAAAGAAUAUUUGAGAAAAUUGGCUCAAGAACAAAAAACAGCUCUUAAUGAUCUUCUAAAUGACAGAAAAAGACCAAUUACUCUGAAAAAACCAAUAGAAGUAUUUAUUUUAAAUAAAGCAUUUUUAGAAGAAUUGAGGAGAUUUAUUAAAGAACCACUAAAAUACCCCCCAAUUCAGAACAUAGGAAAUUCCAUUCUAAUAUGUGAACAUGAGGGUUACCUGUAUCCUCAGUCUCAAGGACAGUUAGAAUUAUAUGUAAACGAUAACUUUGUUUACACAUGGAGUUCAGAGUGGGACAAGAUCAGUCAAAUGUUCAAUGUGGAUUAUGAAAUAAGCAUUAUCAGCUAUGAAGAUGAUGACAAAAACCUAGGAAUUGUAACACUUCCACAAGUAUGUGACGAAUGUGUUGUUAGUCGUCUAAAUCAAGAAGAAAAUGCAAGGUUUGAUUAUGAUGAAGCAGUUAUAUUUGUACGCAAAAUUCCCAAGCAAUUGCAGAAGUCAGCAGGAUCCAGUUCUCUCAAUCCUAACGAGUCAGAGAAUUCUAAGGAUUAUGAUCCAGACUUCAAUCAGCAUGGUUCAAAGAAAAGAGGCAGCACAAGUGAUCCUUUAGAGGAACCUCCGGAAAAAUUGUCCAAAAAUGAAAAUGGAACAAGGAAAAGUCAACGUCAUAGAAAAGUGAGAGGUGAAAAAGAAGUGAAAGUAAAAUCUUCACAAACUUUGAAAGAUUUUAAGCUACAGUUAAUGAAAUUGUUUUCUGUGCCACCUUUUGAUCAAACUUUACUGAUGAAUGGACACAGUUUGUGUGAUGACACUGCAACAUUAGGUAGCCUACGUAUUGCACCAGGAUCCAUUAUCAUGUUACAAGCAGACGAACCUGCUGAAGACCUUUUAGUUUUACAAGAUAUGAUCCAAGUCUCUUCUGGGCCUGAAUCAGGCUUUAAAGGAACUGGACUUUUGGGAAAUUCAGAAAGAAUAUCAUAAUUAGGAUUUUAUACAGAGUUCUAAAAUUUUUAAAUUUAUGCAUCCAUCAUGUCCAUGUUUGAAAUAUUCCAUGUAAUCUGUCAAAAAAUUGCAACAAACAUGUAUGGCUAUUACAUUGGUAAUAGAUUGUUAUAACUUAAGUUUCGAUAACUUAGUUAAGAAUGAACAUAAUGAACCUAAUUAAAUUAUAAAUGGAAGGAUUUUCUGUCAUAGUUGUAGGGUAUUUAAAACAAGUGAUAUAUUUGUCAGAAUUGACCAACUUAUGUGUCAAACAUGGUGUCAAACAGCUGGAACUCUUUUUUUUUUUUAAUUUAUUCAGAUGGGAAAAAUUUUGAAAGCUUUUUCGAAAUUCAUUUUGGCAAAACUUUUCUUCAUUUGAAUGUAAUUGAUAUUGCAUUUGUAAAAUCAAAGCAUAGUUUUACAUACAAAUCAAUGGUAAAUUUAAAGAGAAAUCUUGGAAGCACUCUCCCAUUUUGAAAUUCAUUGGUUUUCUAUAAGCCAAGAUUUCAAGACUAAAUUUUGUGUUCAAAAGACUUUUUAUAGUGAAAUUUCUGAAAAUUUUAAUUGUAUGUUUUGGGUAUUUUUAUAAAAAUUACUUUGUAUUGUUGUCUCAUCUGGUCUACUGAUAUUAAAUUGGAACUUUCACUUUGAAUUGAACUUUGUGUAUCACUUGACCCAAAUCUUUCAUAUAAUGCAAGUGUAUGUGUUACUACAUAUUGUAUUAUAGACACUUUUCUCAUUGAUGUAUACGCCAAUGUUCUUCAAUUUAUUCUAUCUUUUCUUGUUUAAUUGUCUCAUCUGAGACAAAGGUAAACAAAUCUCUUCUGUUGGCCUCAACACUUCAAUGUAAAGUUUUCUGAUCAGGUCUAUAUCUGAAUAUAUCAGAUUUUGUGAACUAUAUAAAUUUUUAUUUCAUGCUCUAUACUGAAUUUAAUGUAUACAUAUUUUUGAUCAGGUUAGCUUUAGAAGCAUUUGAAAAGAGACAUCCACUCUCAUUUACAAGUAGUUAGUAGCAGUUCUGAAAUAUCAGUUUUUUUUAUUUUACUUAAAAGCAGGAAAGGCAUAUCUUUGUUUUUUAUUGUGUUUAGGGUUGCUGUCUCAUAGAUGUGUUCCCCACAUCUCUUUUUAUUCAUAAGAAACUUGACAUUUCAAUACCGGGUAGACAUAAUUAUUUGUUGAAACUAAGGUUUCAUGAAUUGGUUCCAGAAGUUUCCCAACAAGUUUUACACUAGGGGAUAGCUUCAAAACACAACAGUUUUCUACUUUGCAACCAUGAGGCAUAUCUUCUCAUUAUAUAAUAAUGGUCAGUAAAAGGUCAGAUUUUUGUGAAAUGGCAUAGUAAUCUAUUCAAAUAUUCUUGUAAGGUCAAUUUACACAUAUUAAAAUACUUAUAUACAUGUAUGAUAGGCUGUUUACCCUGAGUACUGUUUGUGUGUUUCAUAGACAUUUGCAUUUUUACCAGUAGUUUCAAGAUCAAUAAAAGAUCCUAACCCUGUUUAUGUUUUAAUGAUUUUGAAAUUUGUAUUUGUUUUAAAAUGUAUUAAAAUUCUGGAGAUAGAUCAUGGGUCUGUUAAUAUUUGGUCUGCUCUUCCAUUAGUAGCCAUUGAUCUUUGUUGCAAGCAAAUGUAACAGUUUUAAGUAUAAAAGAAGUAUCCACCUGUAUUCCAGCAUACAUUUUCAUUCAUAAAUGGUGAAUUUGACUUUUGUAUUUUAUUUUGUUAGAGUUACUCCCCUUUCAAAUGGCUUGUUUGAGUUGCUUCAAAGCAACCCUAUGGUGAGAGGUAUAUAAUAUAAAUUAUUGAUUUCCUUGAUAUAUUACAUACUAUCAUCUCUUGUUUACCCAAGAACUGUCCAAAAAGAAAAUGUUUGUUAAAAAAUUAAACAUCAGUCAUAUUGACUAAAGCUAGUACAUUUGUGUAGUAGUAGUACCAUGCAUACUGGGCUUUUUAAGGCGGCUUUUGCAUUUGUUUGCAAUUUUAAAUCAAUUCAGGAUUGAGGUUGUAACUUAUUACUAGAAACAGCUAUUCAUGCAGCAAAUCAGUGCUUAAUUUUAUUGUUCAUGCUGUUAAUUUAUGUGUUUGAAUUGUAUUAUAAUGAUUGUUAAGUGUAUAAUUUGUUGUAGUAAAAUGUUAAUUGUAAAGGUACAUUUUUUCCUUUAUUUCAACUGAUGUAAGUGUAUUUCCUAUGCGUUUGAAGUAUGAACUUUUAUAUAUAAAUGAUGCUUACUUGCAAUAUUUUUUUAAGAAGAAUGCACACUGAUAUACUUCUAACUAAAUA
Mytilus californianus (California mussel) is the source of this 5598-nucleotide messenger RNA. RefSeq names its product ubiquitin carboxyl-terminal hydrolase 48-like. Gene Ontology annotation, molecular function: cysteine-type endopeptidase activity; cysteine-type deubiquitinase activity; protein binding. The record is from RefSeq and is a predicted model, not a curated record. Bases 112 to 3321 code for a protein of 1069 amino acids. Lineage: Eukaryota; Metazoa; Mollusca; Bivalvia; Mytilida; Mytilidae. The transcript is spliced from 2 exons. Gene Ontology annotation, cellular component: nucleus; cytosol. Gene Ontology annotation, biological process: protein deubiquitination.